This is a messenger RNA of Vigna radiata var. radiata (mung bean), 1126 nucleotides long. RefSeq lists its product as uncharacterized. The coding region runs from base 117 to 887 and encodes 256 amino acids. The transcript has a single exon. The record is from RefSeq and is a predicted model, not a curated record. NCBI's taxonomy places the organism in Eukaryota, Viridiplantae, Streptophyta, Magnoliopsida, Fabales, Fabaceae.
CAACACACUCUUCCUUUUAUGUAACAAACCACACACUCUUCCUUUUAUAUAACAAACCACACACCCUUCGUUCAAUUCCCACAGUGCCAAAAAACAGAAGAGAAUCUGACCCAACAAUGAGUGAAAUAGCAGCAAGAGAUUCUUCAGUUUAUGGUGCCAUGGCAAGUUGGUUCACACCCUCCUAUCUCUUCAUCUUCAUCAACCUUGUCAUUGGAACCAUAGCCAUCACCUCUCGUUUCACCACCACACCAAAACGCCAACGCCAACACCAACUCAUCCGUUCUCCCUCUUUGCUUGACAGAUUCACAUCCUUCAACUUACGUUAUCACAAACAUCAAACCACAGCAACGUUAAAGCCUCACGACGUUGUUGUGGAGUCUGUCCAGACUCUAGACUCGCCUCGGCCGGUUCAAAUCGGUUCCUUCGAUACGACUGAGACCCGAGAAGGUGAUGAAGUUAAAAUUGAUAACUCACCCCAGUUGGACCGGAUUAGGUCUUUUAGUUUUCGUAGAACAGAAAGUGAAAGAUCCGAGGCGGUCCAAAAUUCUGACUCUGGAAUGAAUCUGGUACGAACUCCAUCUUUGUUGGAGCGCGUUAGGCGUUUUAGUCUGGAAUUAGGUAAAGUGGAGAAGGAAAGUUGUGACUCGGUUCAGCAGCAAUUAAGCCGUGCUCCUUCCUUCCUGCAGCGGCUUAAGUCCUUGACCUUUGACAGAACGGAGUCCGAAGCUGAGGUGAGGGAUGGUGGGGAGUUUGUGGAGGAAAGGGAAGAAGAGGAAGGAGUGGACGCCAAGGCUGAUGAUUUCAUCAACAGGUUUAGGCAGCAACUCAGGUUGCAGAGGCUUCACUCUAUUCUACGAUGCAGGGAUAUGCUCACACGAAACUCAUAAUAACAUUUGAAUUUAAUAUUAUUUGAAGGAGAAGAUCACCUUUUUCCAAAUGUUUAUUGCUUCAACACCAAAAUUUAGCUACCUGCUCUCUUGUUUGUAAUCUCUAUUUGUAAACCCUUGCUGUUUUGGUAUUGUUAUUCCAAAAAAAAAAUUAAUAGCGAUAAUCUUUUCAAUGUAGACAAUUUUUAAAGAUGAAGUCUGAGGUUGUUUUUUCUUUGUUAGUUUCUUUCCAGGUUAUU